Molecule: messenger RNA, 2193 nt
Organism: Athene cunicularia (burrowing owl)
Lineage: Eukaryota; Metazoa; Chordata; Aves; Strigiformes; Strigidae
Gene: BAIAP2
Product: BAI1 associated protein 2
Exons: 12
Coding region: 1-1068 (355 amino acids)
Biological process (GO): plasma membrane organization; actin filament bundle assembly; actin crosslink formation
Cellular component (GO): cytosol; nucleoplasm
Source: RefSeq, a predicted model, not a curated record
AUGGUGCAGGUCCGGGUUGUUAAAACUUGCCGAUUAAGAAGCGUUAUAAAGAAGGUGGCUCCUAACUUGCCGAAGGGCAGGGCACGGCGUGGGCCAGCGCGUGUCAAACGUGCCGAGUCCUUCCAGCUGAAGCCUUUGGCCCAGGCGAGGCUGACGCCGCUCUCCGAGGGUGGGACGUCACCCGUCGUCAUCUCCCAGAACUCGGGUCAACUUGUGGUUGGUCUGGAGGCCGCUGCCUGCCGUCUCAAGUGCCCGCUCAGGACGAUCAUGGAGCAGUUCAACCCCAGCCUCAGGAAUUUCAUUUCUAUGGGGAAGACCUAUGAAAAAGCCUUAGCAAGUAUGACAUAUGCAGCAAAAGGAUACUUUGACGCUCUGGUUAAGAUGGGAGAGUUGGCCAGUGAAAGCCAAGGAUCUAAAGAAUUGGGAGACGUGCUCUUCCAGAUGGCAGAGGUCCACAGGCAGAUCCAGAACCAGCUGGAGGAGAUGCUCAAGUCCUUCCACAAUGAGCUCCUGACGCAGCUGGAGCAGAAGGUGGAGCUGGACUCCCGGUACCUGAGUGCUGCGCUGAAAAAAUACCAGACCGAGCAAAGGAGCAAGGGGGACUCGCUCGACAAGUGCCAGGCAGAGCUGAAGAAACUUCGGAAGAAGAGCCAAGGCAGCAAAAACCCCCAGAAGUACUCGGACAAGGAGCUGCAGGCUGGUGCUGAUGCCUCUGCUCUGUGUGCCCCCCGCCCCCCCAGCCUGCAGCAAGGGAAGAGCAGCAGCACCGGGAACUUGCUGGACAAGGACGACAUCGCCAUCCCGCCACCCGACUACGGCAUGGCCUCCCAGGCCUUCCCGCCGCAAGGCGUCAACACCUUCAAGCAGAGGCCGUACAGCGUGGCCGUGCCCGCCUUCUCCCAGGACUACCUAGUGCCCUAUGGUUGUGCAAUUAAAGACUAUUCCAGUGGCCUCUGCCAACCACCCUCCGCUCACUACAAGCCUUACGCUAGGUCGACAGCUGGUCUCGACGACUACGGGACGAGGUCCGUCAGCAGCGGCAGCGGGAGUUUGGUAUCAACGGUGUGAGGACACCUUGGCUAGCGGCGGCCCCUUGCUGCUUGGAAGAGCUUUCUGCUUCUUUCCCCCCACCCUCCUUUUUUUUUUUUUUUUUUUUUUUUUUUUUUUUUCUUUCCCCCUCGUUUCUCUUUCUCUACUUUUGGAUUUUAAACUCUUGUGAUCUUCAAGGAAACCAUGGUGCUUCUCCACCCCUCCCUGGUGUUCACAGUGCCCUUGUUUCUGAAGUCUUUUCAGAGCAGAAACUGCCGAUCGGUCUGUGCUCGCUUUGAAGCAGCCUGGAUGCAGUUUACACUUUAGUGGGACCCAGUUUUUGUACUCCUGUGUGAAUGUUAGCGAUGCACUAUCCCUCCUCGGGGGCUGCACGCCAGCCGCCUCGCACGAGCCUGGACAAAACCUCCCAGACCGGAACAAAUAUGCAUGGCCUCUGGUGUCCGUACUGUUACCGAGCAUCCGGGCUGCCCGCGCCCGCGAUGCCGCUGCCGCGGGGGGCAGCAGCCCCGUGCCUCCCCCUCGCCCCGAUCCGCUUCCACCCAACCGCCGCCGCCGUGGCGUUGGCAGAAGUGGAUGGUGCAGAGCCCCCCGCCUCGGGGAAAGGGCUGCUUCUGGGCUGGGGUCCCGCCAGCUGGGGGGCGCAGCUGGCAGCCCCCCCCUGGAAGGGUUACUCCUGGUUGUUUUAUAAAUAUAUAUAUAUUUUUUUGUAGCAAGGUAUUGUUACCUCACGUUAGCGCUGGUGGCUGGCGCGGAGCCAUCCGAGGAUGCGCUCGCGUCCUUAAACCGGGCUUGAGCGAGGCAGCGCCCGGGGGUCGUCCCCCCCUCGGCGCUCGGGGUCCCGCUCCUGCGGCCGAGCCCGGCCGUAGCCCUUCCCGUGGCCGUCUCCACCGCAAAGCUGUACACGCUUCCUUUUUCUGAUGUGAUUUUUAAAACCUCUUACAUUGCCUGUUUACUAGGACAUUGCUGGCAAUACAGACACCCACGGACAAGUUUUUUUGAUUUAUAUACUCGCCUUCGGGCGUAACGAGACCCUCCUGCAUCGGUGUCCUAAUUUUGCUAAAGAUUUUUAACCCAGGAUAUUUCAUGCUGAAUGACUGAAUGUAGAGGGGGAAAAAAAAAAAACAAACCACAAACAAAACCAAC